Limulus polyphemus (Atlantic horseshoe crab) is the source of this 2628-nucleotide messenger RNA. Its product is annotated as forkhead box protein K1-like. Lineage: Eukaryota; Metazoa; Arthropoda; Merostomata; Xiphosura; Limulidae. Bases 85 to 1878 code for a protein of 597 amino acids. The record is from RefSeq and is a predicted model, not a curated record. The transcript is spliced from 7 exons. Gene Ontology annotation, biological process: regulation of transcription by RNA polymerase II. Gene Ontology annotation, molecular function: DNA-binding transcription factor activity, RNA polymerase II-specific; protein binding; RNA polymerase II cis-regulatory region sequence-specific DNA binding.
UGUGUGUUUAUUGUAUCUGAUGGAAUGAAUCUCUUCACGUUUGUGGAGGUAGCCAUAUUGGAGUGCGAGAGAAAUUAAGUACAUAUGUCUGCGAUACAGAAACCAUCGGAUAAUGACGCUUGGGCUCUUUUGGCACUUAAGUCAGCUCCAGCUAGCCCCUCUAAGGUUCAGUGGAGUCCAGAGCCAAAAGGAACCGCUAUAGCGCGACUUGAAGGGAGAGAAUUUGAAUACAUGAUUCGGCAAUAUCGGAUUACAAUAGGGCGAAAUAGUAGCCGAGGAGAGGUAGACGUGAAUAUGGGGCACUCGAGCUUUAUCUCUAGAAGACAUUUAGAAGUUUAUUUUGAUAGUCCACAUUUUUACAUGAAUUGCAAUGGCAAAAAUGGAGUGUUUGUAGACGGAAUUUUUCAAAGGAAAGGUGCGCCACCAUUACAGUUGCCAAAAACGUGUGUCUUUAGGUUUCCAAGUACCAGUAUCAAGGUUAUGUUCCAGUCCCUGGUUGAUGAGCUGAAUCCCCCAAUCCACUACCAGUUUCCAGACUCACCUAAACCACUCAAGAUAACCAUACCAGAACCAGAGCAAAACAUGGCAAGUCCUGUUCCAUCUCCAACUGCCACCAUCAGUGCAGCUAACUCGUGUCCUGCUAGUCCCAGGGGAGGUUCUCACAGGCGCAAUAUCACUAGUGACCUACAGAUGGCAGCAACAUAUGCAGCAGCAGCCUCAGCAGAAGAAAGAAAAGAACAAACAGAUACAGUCAGUGAGUCAGCUACAACAAGUAGAGAAAUCUCCAAUUCAAAAGAUGACCUUAAACCACCUUAUUCCUAUGCUCAGCUUAUAGUACAGGCCAUCUCAUCUGCUUCAGACAAACAGCUGACUUUAAGUGGAAUUUAUUCUUAUAUUACAAAGAAUUAUCCAUAUUAUCGUACUGCAGACAAGGGCUGGCAAAACUCAAUCAGACACAAUCUGUCUCUAAACCGCUACUUUGUAAAAGUGCCAAGGUCUCAGGAGGAGCCAGGGAAGGGGUCUUUUUGGAGAAUUGAUCCUCACUCUGAGUCCAAAUUGAUAGAACAGGCUUUUAGAUGUCGUCGGCAGCGAGGUGUUCCUUGUUUUAGAACUCCACUUGGUGGUCUUUCAUCAAGAUCAGCACCUGCCUCACCAACACAUGGUAGUUUCAGUGGCUUAACCAUGCCAGAUUCUCUAUCUCGAGAGCCCAGCCCGGUGCCUGAAAUCACAGCCGAUGAUCCAACAGGGGUAACCCUAUUGAACCCUAGUUCUUACUUUAUGUCACAAGAAAUCAAAACAACCCAGUCUGCUCCAGGCUCUCCUGGUGCUCAUCAGACACAUAUUGUAUUAGGGUCUAGUAGCUCUGCACAGACAAGCAAACUCAGAGUUUUCAAUAGCAGUCAUCCUGUCACCAUGGUGGCAAAUGGUACAACCAGCAAUGGUCGUCAUUUUGAUAACACCUGGCAAAAUACUGGAAACCAUGAUAAAUCUUACAGUCAGCUUGGAACAAACACUAGUGAAGUUCAUAUUUAUUCUUCUAACCCUCAACAACUGGAGCAUUCAGUUUCUCCUCUGCAUGGACAACCCACUGUUAUUGUACAGGGUCCUUCUUCUUGUGUCACAACCUACUCUGUUACUAUUGGAUGUGGGAUUUCACCCUCGUAUGUUUCUUCCAGUAAAGUUGAGGGUCUUACUUUUGUCACACCCUCUUCUACAUCUUUGGUGUCUCAGCCAGCUCUUGCAGUCCCAACAAAAAGGUCUUUUAUUAGUACAGAAACUUCAUGCCACAAUAACCAAGAGACUUGUGUCAGUUCUACUGGAGAUAGGAAUGAGGUGAAACGACCACGGGCUGAAGAAGCAGCUAUCUUUAGCACUUGACUAGAGUAAAAGUAUUUACUUCCCACCUGAUUCUUACUUAAUUCUUGCUACAUUUAGAAUCUUCACUUUUUAUCCAAUGAAAUUCUUCUCUAGCUGUGAAAAUGUUACAAUGGCAGAUCUGUUGUAUGAUUAAAAAUUAAUCCACAGAUCAUGUAGUCUGAUGCUCUGUUAAGCCACAGAUUAUGCAGUCUGAUGAUCAGUUAAACAACAGAUCAUGUAGUCUGAUGAUCAGUUAAAUCACAGAUAAUAUAGUCUGAUGAUCAGUUAAGCCACAGAUUAUGUAGUCUGAUGAUCCAUUAAAUUACAUGCUAUUUUAACUGAACCCAGUUACAAAAGUUACAGAAAUUAUUUGGGAGAUUUUAGUGACCAUUUGAAGAUCCAUGAAUUGGAGAAACUGGGAAUUUUCAGUAUUUCUUACCUUUGUAAGGUAUAUAUCUUGUAAACAACAUUGUUUUAUUUUAUGUCAUGUAGAAAUACUGUUAUUGUUAUAUAGUGAAAUUCCAUUAAAAAUAUUAUUCUGAUGUUGUCAUACAAGUUGUGAAGGCAAGAACAUUGCAUAAUAAUUCAAAAACAUUUGUGUAUUAAGAAGUCUAAUAAAAUAACCUGUGUAAGUGACGAACCCCCACACAUGCAUUGUAUUGUGUGAAUAAUGUGUGUAUUUAUGUAACAACCUCACCAAAAAGUGUUUAAUUCAUAUUGUAGCACUGAAAAUGUUAUAUUGGUAAUGGAAUUAUAUUUUAGAAUGUAAAA